Molecule: messenger RNA, 3551 nt
Organism: Parus major (Great Tit)
Lineage: Eukaryota; Metazoa; Chordata; Aves; Passeriformes; Paridae
Gene: CP
Product: ceruloplasmin
Exons: 19
Coding region: 103-3345 (1080 amino acids)
Biological process (GO): iron ion transport
Cellular component (GO): plasma membrane
Molecular function (GO): oxidoreductase activity; copper ion binding
Source: RefSeq, a predicted model, not a curated record
AAGGAUGUGGGGAGUAGGAGAGAUAGGAAUGUAUAAAAGGAAAUUGCAUGUGCCCGUCCUGUGUUUUCAUUUCAUGUUUUUCACAAGGUCCAUGAAUGCAAAAUGAAGCUAUUUCUCCUAAGCUGCUUGCUGAUUUCUUGCUGUUUCCAAGCUGGGGCUGUGAACCGGGAAUACUAUAUUGGCAUUACAGAGACAGCCUGGAACUAUGCACCUGGCAAUGCCAAUGCCAUCUCUGGGCAGCUUUUUGCAGAAGAAGAGCAGGCUGAAGUCUUUCUCAAAAGAGGACCACACAGGAUAGGAAGCACGUACAAGAAGGCUAUCUACAUUCAAUAUACCAAUCAUUUAUAUGAUGUGAUAGUUGACAAACCUUCCUGGCUGGGUUUUUUAGGUCCUAUAAUUAAGGGAGAAGUUGGAGAUUCCAUUACUAUUCACUUGAAAAACUUUGCUUCCAGAAACUACACACUGCAUCCACAUGGUGUAAGAUACACAAAAGAAAAUGAAGGUGCUUUUUAUCCUGACACCACCAAAGAUUUGCAAAAGCAAGAUGAUGCUGUGGAGCCUGGAGGCCAGUACACUUACACAUGGGAUGUGACAGAAGAUCAAGGUCCAGCUGAAGCAGAUGCAGACUGCAUAACCAGGGCUUACCACUCCCACAUAGAUGGUCCAAGAGAUGUUGCCUCAGGUCUUGUUGGGCCUUUAAUAAUUUGCAGGAAAGGUACAGAAAUUAAGAGGGACAGUGAUCAACACUUUGAUGCUGAAUUUAUCCUUAUGUUUUCUGUGGUGGAUGAAAAUCUCAGUUGGUAUCUAGAGGACAAUAUCAGAACCUACUGUUCUGAGCCUUCCAAAGUGGACAAAGAUAAUGAGGACUUCCAGGAAAGCAAUAAAAUGCACUCUAUCAACGGGUACAUGUAUGGAUACCUCCCAAACCUCACAAUGUGUGUGAAAGAUAAGAUAAAAUGGCAUCUCUUUGGCAUGGGUAAUGAAGCUGAUAUCCAUUCAGCCUACUUUCAUGGGCAGACCUUAAUAGAAAGGCAUCAUCGAGUUGACACCAUCAGCCUGUUCCCAGCCACAUUCAUGGAUGCUGUCAUGGUACCAAGGAGCCCUGGGGAAUGGCUGCUCAGCUGCCAAGUGAAUGACCAUAUUGAAGGUGGUAUGCAGGCCCUUUUUAAAGUAGAAGAUUGUAAGAAAUCCACACCAAGUCACAAUGAGAGUACAAAGAUAAGACAGUACUUCAUUGCUGCUGAAGAGAUCAUCUGGAAUUAUGGCCCAUCUGCAGUGAACCAUUUUACAGGACAAGAAUUAAUUGUUGACAGUGAAUCUCACAUCUUCUUUAAACAAAGUGAGACAAGAAUUGGUGGCUCCUACAAAAAAGCAAUUUACAAAGAAUACACGGAUGGUUCUUUCACUGAAUAUAAAAAAAGGCUUGCAGAGGAAGCACAUCUUGGACUCCUAGGACCUGUGAUCAGGGCUGAAGUGGGUGAGCGCAUCAUGGUGACCUUCCGGAACAACGCCAGCCGCCCAUUCAGCAUCCAGCCCCACGGUGUGAGUUACCGCAGCAGCGAGGCAGGGGCACGCUAUGGCAGUGCCUCCACAGGUACCAAAUCUCCAGCCUCUCAUGUGAGUCCCGGCACCACAUUUACAUAUGAAUGGGAUGUGCCAGAAGAUGUGGGUCCCACAGAGCAAGACCCAGACUGUUUAACCUGGCUUUAUUACUCAGCUGUGGAUGCAGUCAGAGACACCAGUUCUGGCCUUGUUGGUCCUCUCCUAGUGUGCAGGAAAGGAGCUCUGCUUUCUUCUGGGAAACAGAAAAAUGUGAACGUGGAGUUUUUUCUACUUGCCACAGUAUUUGAUGAGAAUCUGAGCUGGUAUUUGGAUGAUAAUAUUUUGAUGUUUACCCUAAGGCCUGACAAAAUUGACAAAGAUGAUGAAGACUUCCAAGAGUCUAACAAAAUGCACUCCAUUAAUGGUUAUAUGUAUGGAAAUCAGCCUGGUCUUGAGAUGUGUAAAGGAAGUGUUGUUUCCUGGCAUUUGAUGGGCUUGGGUUCAGAAGUUGAUGUCCAUGGGAUCUACUUCUCAGAAAACACUUUUGUGUCAAAAGGAACAAGAAGGGAUACAGCAAAUCUGUUUCCACAUACAGUUCUUACAGCUAUUAUGAAGCCUGAUUCUGAAGGAGUUUUUGAAGUGUCCUGCCUGACAACAGACCACUACACUGGGGGCAUGAAACAGAACUACAAAGUGAAAAAAUGCCAUUGGUGGAAUGUAGAUUUAUCUAUGUAUUUGCAUGAAAAGAUUUACUACAUUGCUGCAGUGGAAGUUGAAUGGGACUAUUCUCCUAACAGGACAUGGGAAUUUGAGCGGCAUCAAUACCAUGAGGAAAGCCCUGGCAACCCAUUUUUAAAUAAAGAUAACAAAUUCAUUGGCUCAAAGUACAAAAAGGUAGUAUAUCGUGAGUACACCGAUCAGACAUUCAGUACUCUCAAAAACAGAGCAAAGGAGCAGCAGCAUCUGGAAAUUCAAGGGCCAUUGCUUGUGUCAAAUAUUGGAGAUAAAAUCAUAAUAGUUUUUAAGAACUUAGCAUCAAGACCCUAUUCUAUCCAUGCCCAUGGAGUGAAAACAGACAGUUCUGUUGUUGCUGUAACUAACCCAGGUGAAACAAAAAUGUAUGUCUGGAAAAUCCCAGAGAGAUCUAGUCCUGAGAGAGGAGAUUCACACUGUAUUCCAUGGGCAUACCAUUCAACAGUGGACAUUGUUAAGGACACUUACAGUGGAUUAAUAGGCACACUUGUUGUGUGUCAUAAACAUUACCUGCCAUCAUUUCACACUAAAAAGAAAGUUCAAUUUGCUCUUCUCUUUAUGGUUUUUGAUGAAAAUGAGUCUUGGUACUUGGAUGAAAACAUUAAAAUGUAUUCUACCAACCCACACCUUGUUGACAAAGAGGAUGAGGAAUUCCUUGAAAGUAAUAAAAUGCAUGGCAUUAAUGGAAAGGUGUUUGGAAAUUUACAUGGCCUGACUAUGCAUGUUGGAGAUAAUGUCAGCUGGUAUUUGAUGGGAAUGGGCAAUGAGAUAGACAUUCACACAGCACACUUCCACGGCCACAGCUUUGACUACAAGCAAACAGGGGUUUACCGGGCAGAUGUCUUUGACCUGUUCCCUGGGACAUCUCAAACUGUGGAAAUGACCCCACAGAACCCUGGAACCUGGCUGUUACAUUGUCACGUUACUGCCCACAUCCACGCAGGCAUGGAAGUGACCUACACUGUGCUCCCGAAGGAAGUCAAACAGUCUCUGCUCCCAAGAUUAUUCAAUCAGUUCAACUGUAAAGGCAUGACAGGCACCCAAGAAUGAGAAAAGAAUUUUAACAGAGUGAUCCUCCAAGGUCUACCUUCAUUUCUUGGAAAAUACUCUCUCCUAGACCACUCAUCUCUACAGGUUUUGGAAGAUUUCACAUAGUGGCCAUGACUAAGAAAAGAACCACAGGCUAACACAGGUGAAUGGAUGUAACAGCUUAUAAAUAUAUAUUUCUAUAAAUAAAAACAGAAUCUUGCAAUAUU